CUUUUCGUGCCCGGCGCUUCUCUUCAGCCACCAUGCUGACCAUUCCUUUCAUUCUGGCUGCUGGCAGCCUGCCCACUCUCAUUUUUGGGGCUCCUAUCCCGUCCUCUCCCUUCAGCAAAUCUGCUGCAGAAGUGUCCACACAUUCCUUUCCCAAGCGCGCCUACAGUGUCCUCGGUGGUACCGGAGCAGUUUCCGAUGGUUGGCCCUCGAUGGAAGACUGGUACUCGAGCUUCGAGGAGAUGUUUGAGGCCAACAAGGAAAUCUUGCAAAGUUCAUGCGCCCAGUGGGACGUCGCCAACAACUCCGACGAUGAGAUCGAACUGAUCGCUGAAGGUGUCAAGUCUGUGGCUAGCUCCUCCGGUGUCGAUGCUCGAUUCAUCUUUGCCAUUAUCUUGCAAGAAAGCAACGGUUGUGUUCGCGUCCCCACCACCGAUAACGGUGUCGUCAACCCCGGUCUCAUGCAGAGUCACGAUGGCGCUGGAUCUUGCAACAGUGGCAGUGGUGUCCAGAGCCCCUGCCCGGCCAGCGAGAUUACACAGAUGAUUACCGACGGAGCCGCAGGUACCUCUGCCGGUGACGGACUGAAGCAGUGUCUGGCCAAGGCAACUGGCACUGGUGUUACUGCCUACUACCAGGCCGCUCGUCUGUACAACUCUGGCUCCAUCUCAUCUACUGGUAACCUCGGUCAGGGUAUUGCAACCCACUGCUAUGUGUCCGAUAUUGCCAACCGUCUGACCGGAUGGAGCUCGGGCGCAAGUAGCUGUGACGCUGAAACCAUCGGGGAACUUACCAGUGCCGUCAGUAGCGCGUUCUCUGAAAAUGCUGGUCUGGGUGACUCUACCACCACUAGCUCCAGCUCCACGACUGUUGCUGCUGCUACUACUACUGUUGCUGCUACUACUACUACUACUACUACUGUUGCUACUACUACCACCGCUCCUGCUACUACCACCACCGCAGCACCCACCACUAGCACAACCACAGUCACCAGCACAUCCACAACCACGUCUAUUACCACAGUCACUGCUACUGUCGUUCCUAUUCCUGCCACGACCAGUACCACACCCUCCUCCACCACUGCCACUUCUGUGGCGUCCUCUUCGUCCGCCUCCUCUACGGCCGCUCCUAUUUACCCGUACGCUACAUCCUCAUGCCAGAAGUACUAUACCGUCCAAGAGGGUGACUACUGUCUCAAGGUCGAAGCGAAGGUGGGCAUUACCGCCGCGCAGCUCCUGGAGUGGAACACUGGUCUGGAUGAGGCCUGCACGAAUCUAUGGCUGGGAUACCAGUAUUGCAUCAAAGCUUAAGACUUCUCUUUCUUCUAUUCUCUUCGAUUCCCUUUCGUGACUUCCUUUUGACAAGGCUGUGCCAUGUGACUGUACAUAUCAAGAGGAUGCCUUUUUGUGAAAAGAAAAAAAGAAAAAAAAAAAUUGUCGACAGUGAUGUAGCUAGACUGCCCUGUCAUCUUGACUUCUUUGUGAUGAAUUUAUGAACCGAUAAAAUCAAUGGAUUUGCCAUGUCUCUACUACCCAUUGUAGCCGAAAUUUCUGUAUUAAGAUAGUAAUCGAGAUUAAAGCCGAUAGAGAUGC
Messenger RNA from Aspergillus ochraceoroseus IBT 24754, 1589 nucleotides. Its product is annotated as LysM peptidoglycan-binding domain-containing protein. The transcript is spliced from 3 exons. The record is from RefSeq and is a predicted model, not a curated record. NCBI's taxonomy places the organism in Eukaryota, Fungi, Ascomycota, Eurotiomycetes, Eurotiales, Aspergillaceae. The coding region runs from base 33 to 1307 and encodes 424 amino acids.